AUGCUAGGUGGAUGGCUUACAUUAAUCUUUUGUAUAUCUGGUGUUAUUACCAAUAUUUUUACCGUUGUUGUUUUACUUCAUCCGCGUAUGAGAAACAGCUCAACACAUGUGUAUUUAAUGGCUUUAUCUGCAUGCAAUAUUUUCCUUUUAGUCGGUCUUACGAUUAAUUAUUCAAUUAAAUCAAUUGCUUCAUAUCCAGAAUUAUUAUCGUAUUUACGUCAACCAGAUACUGUCAAUCGAAAUGCUUUAUUAGCGAAUACUUACGAACAAUUCUAUGCUCGUGCUGCGCCAUUCACAACACCAUUACUUUCCAUGCUUUUACUAUGUAGUACUUAUUUAACAGUCCUUGUUAGUGGUGAUAGAUAUUUUCUUAUAUGUUGGCCAUUAUUAGCAGAAAAAAUUCGUACACGUAAAAUGGCAGUACGUUUAGUUUUACUUGUUUUUAUAGUCGUCAAUAUUUAUAUACUUCCACAUUGGUUUGAAUAUCGUACAGGAUCACGACCAAAUAAAAAAUUUUCACCAUUCACAAAUUUUACAUUUAAUGAUACUGAUGAAAUUGAUAAACUUGUUGAAUUACAAUAUACACGUCUUGGUUCAAAUAAAAUAUAUUUAUCAAUAUAUCGUUUUUAUUUAAAUGUUCCAAUAACAUUCGUUAUACCAUUUACACUAUUAGCAUUAUGUAAUGGUAGUAUGAUUCAUCAAUUAUUAUUAAUAAAAAAGAAAAAAAAACGUUUAGGUCAUCGUAUGAAAGCAGAUAUACGUAUAACAAUCAUGUUAAUUGUUAUCGUUUUAACAUUUAUGUUAUGUCGUUCAAUUAAUUUAUUUGUUAAUUUACUUGUUCAAUUAUCACCAUGUUUAAAUAAAAAUUCUCUACAACGUUUUAAUACAUUUGCAAAUGUAUUAAUUGCAUUUAAUGGUUUUGUUAAUUUUUUUCUAUUUGCUGCAUUUGGUCAACGUUUUCGUGAAAUGGUUUUAUAUAUAUUUUUUCGACAUGGACAAUAUCCAUUUAUGGCUCCUCAUGAUGGAGCAAGUAUACAUCGUUAUGGUGUUGGUGGUAUUAUACCAUCUGCUGAUAUUUUACGACGACAAUCAAGAAGAUUUUCUGCAACAACUGAAAAUGAUGCUUGGUUAGCUAUAGCACGACGACGUUCGUCAGCAUCUAUGGCUGUUUUAUAUAAUCCAACAGAACAACGACCGAGAACAUCAUCAAAUUCAUCACAUUUACACCUCCCAUUACCAUUUUAUAAACGUACAUCAAAUUCAUCGAUUGAUAUAACCCAAUCACCUUUUUUCAGUUCAUCAGAUAAUAACAAUACAUUAAAGGUAUGCAAUAAUAAUAAUAAUAAUAACAAUCAUCAGGAAAAAAGUUCUCAUUCUGAUUCUAACAAAACAAAAAUAAACGGUGAUCACACGUCUACCUCAACAACCCAUCAUGUAACAUUUGUUUAA
Adineta steineri is the source of this 1449-nucleotide messenger RNA. The record is from the annotation of a GenBank genome assembly. Lineage: Eukaryota; Metazoa; Rotifera; Eurotatoria; Adinetida; Adinetidae.